CUUCCGUCUGCAUCCGUGCUAUCCGUGCCUCCUGCAAACCGCAUGGCAUGUUGUUGUGUGCGAUCGUUUGACCAAAAGUUGUUCUUGACGCUCGCCACGUUCUCUUGGUGACCACGGUUCUAUGGUGGGGACACUGCAGCGCCUUUUAGGCUUAGCAUUUGGGAAGAAAGAAUUGCUUAGGUGGCCAUUUAUUACAAGCAUCAUGUCAGAACUGCAGAAUGUUAUAGAAAAAAAACAUACGCUGGACGACAGUGGUGGAGAGAAAGAUGCCAAGCGGUUGAAGUCAGAUAGUGAGGCACAAAAUGCAGAUCUCCUGAAAGCGAAGGCAAAGAAGAUGGCCUUGUGCAUGUGUUACAGUGGAAAGGACUAUCUAGGAAUGCAAAGGAAUCCAGGAACCAAGACAAUAGAGGAAGACCUGCUCACUGCUUUGUACAAAGGGCAGCUCAUACAGAGAGAGCACAUAGACAUUCCACAAAAUGUGAAGUUUCAGCGUGCAGCUCGUACAGACAAAGGAGUCUCUGCUGUGCGACAAGUGGUGUCCCUUAAGCUGCCCACUAAUAUCAGCAUUGAUGAAAUGGUGACCAGGAUCAACAGCCACCUAGUGGAUCAGAUCAGAGUCAUUGAUAUCAAGCGCACAACAAGAGGCUUCAACUGCAAAAACAACUGCGAUUCCCGCACCUACAGUUACAUGCUACCAUCAUUUUCAUUUGCGCCCCCAGGAGUUACGCCUGAUGAGUCCUAUCGUAUUACAAGUGAAAGAAUAGAAGAAGUAAAUAAGGUCCUAGCACUGUACAAAGGUUGCCAUAACUACCACAAUUUUACAUCUGGAAAGAAAUCUGAAGACCCAAGUGCAAUGAGGUUCAUGAUAUCUGCAGAGUGUGGGCAGCCUUUCAUUCAGCGGGAUAUGGAGUUUCUGCAGAUUAGGAUCAAGGGCCAGAGUUUUAUGCUUCACCAGAUACGAAAGAUGGUCGGUCUGGUCAUUGCCAUCAUGCGUGGGCACACGGACCAGUCUACCAUCCGCCGGGCAUGGGGCCCUGAACGGCUGGACAUCCCCAUUGCACCACCACUAGGCCUGAUGCUUGAGCACUUGCACUAUGACCGCUACAAUAAGCGCUACGGUGGAGAUGGUCUGCAUGAGCCACUCUGUUGGGAGGCAAAGCAGGACUUGAUCCAGGCAUUCAAGGAGAAGCACAUCUUCCCCACAAUUGUGGAGACGGAGAAAAAUGAAAAGUCAAUGUUAAACUGGAUGGAGAACCUGCCACUUCACUCCUACGAUGUACGUGAGCCAGGACCACCGACGCUUGAAGAUGCAGAGCUAUGUAAUUUGGCUGGGAGUGAUGAUGAUGGUCCAGACGAUGAGAAGGAAGCUCAAGAUUGCAGUUUGAAGAAGGAAAAUACUGACGACAAUGCAGAGGAAUCUUUAGAGCUCAAAAAGAAAAGUGUACAAUAAAGUAACCACAGCC
Messenger RNA from Rhipicephalus sanguineus (brown dog tick), 1463 nucleotides. It is a transcript of the gene Pus1, whose product is annotated as pseudouridylate synthase 1 homolog. The transcript is spliced from 12 exons. The coding region runs from base 122 to 1450 and encodes 442 amino acids. Gene Ontology annotation, molecular function: RNA binding; pseudouridine synthase activity. The record is from RefSeq and is a predicted model, not a curated record. NCBI's taxonomy places the organism in Eukaryota, Metazoa, Arthropoda, Arachnida, Ixodida, Ixodidae. Gene Ontology annotation, cellular component: nucleus. Gene Ontology annotation, biological process: tRNA pseudouridine synthesis; mRNA pseudouridine synthesis.